AUGCCAGACUUGGCGUGUACCAGAUGCCGAGAGCGCAAGAUACGCUGCGGCCGGGAACGGCCUCAUUGUCGUAACUGUGAGAGAGAGGGCGGUGUGAUUUGCCUGUAUCGGAUUCCUGCCAAACGCGUAAAUCACCUAAAGUUAUUGUGCGGUAGCAUUGAACGACUGCAGGAUCGAUUGACGAUAAUCGAGUCUCACCUUAGUCGACUCCAAGGUCUUGGCCCCCGGACUCCGGGGUUCGAAGAGGACCACGAAUCAUCACAACCAAGAACCUUGCUAGAGGGUGUAUCUGCAACAAGUAGUUGCGUUGAUAUUGACGAUGAAGAGGAGCACAAGGAGGAGGUUUCCGGGAUUCUUGCCCCUAAACAGUCAGAUUAUUACUUUGGACGCUCAUGCGUUGCUGUUCUGUGCAAAAACCUCAAGGUAAGGGUUCAGUCGGUACCCCACGCAACAGGGCCUAUAUGGCGACCGCUCUGCGAAAUGUUGCAGCAUAUAUGCGAUAUCACAAAAGUAUCCGAACCUAUCCCGUCAUACAGUGACCGGCUCGUCGUUCCACUGCUGCCUAGGCAGCAAGCUACCGCUGCCAUAGAUCGGUUCCUCCAGAACCUAGACUGCCAGACCGAUGUUUUCGUACCGGACAAUCUAAGGGCCAACCUCCAGCGCCUGCACUCGCAGCAUCAGCCGCAGCCCGAUGAUGCCGCGUGGGGCAUAUGCUUCCAGACCAUUGCCCUGCUGGCCCGGGUCACAUUCCAAGCUACGCAGGGAUUGUUUGAAAACUUUGUGCAUUCCUUUGUACCCAGCAGGGCGGUAGUGGCUUGCCCCGGUCUGCUAAAUACGCCUAGACUCAUAAACGUGCAGGCUUUGCUUCUCCUCAGUGUUGCGGCACAAGCUUUCGACUAUUCUGGAUCGGCAGAGUUGAUAUUCGCCCAUGCGUGCACACUGGCGCGAAUCUUAGGUUUGAAUUGCAGCCAAGUUUCAGACCACGGCGACAUUGAACAGGUCGAACGAGCCAAGGUACUUCGAGCACUGUACGUCCGUGAUAGAAGUUUGUAUACGCUUCGUGGAUCAGUGCUUUGGAUGCCCUGUGACGAAUAUAACAUCGCUACUCAGUUGCGUGCAACUAGUAAUGAGUUAGGGAAGCACUCAACCCGGUUCCAUCUAGCCCUGGUGCAGGAAGACAUACACCGACUGGCUCAAGUCGGCUCGAAUUCCGCGAACGCACAUGACAGCCAAGAACUGCUGAUGCGCAUUGAAAAGCAGCUUGAUGAGUAUGGUCGAACAUUGUAUUUAUUCCACCGCCAAAACGCUCCGUCAGAAUGCUGUGGAUCCCAUGCUAUAGAUACGAUGGAGUUCUUGGCAACGCGAAUCAUGGCGUAUCAACAUGGACAGGAAUCAUAUCACACGCGACAAAUUCAGCAAGAUGCGCGGUUGAGCUGCUUGCUUUUGCUGAUAGCACACGGGGACCAGGAUCCGGCGAUUUCAUACUGCUUCAACGCUUUGUUAACGGGAGAAAAAACCACACCAAAUAGCAACCAUCAGUCUCAUUGUUUCCCUAAAGUGUCAUUCACGAGUGUGUUAGACGCGUUCUCCGUUCCCGCCUUUUUCAUUCUAUUACAAGAUCUUCUCAUGUCGCGCCCGCGUGAAACUCCAGCUGGCAUGAUAUCCGAUUUGGAUUUGCUGCGGCGGGUGUCAGCUUGCUAUACCGAUCAUGCUAGUCGAAUGCCGGCAAAUACCUACCACCAAAAGUUAGCCUGGGUAUUUACACAAUUGAUGUCUUUGGUUCGCGUUGUUGUGGACGCACGUUUGGGCUGUCAUUUCAUUGACUCACCUCGGGCCCCUGCUCAGAAUGACCUCCCCAGUCCACCAUACUGGCCAGUGGCUCAUCAAGCAACCGCACCUCCAAAUUGGGAGAGUUGGCUCAGUGGAGCAUCAUCGCUGGCACUAUCUACUAUUGGCCCUGCAACACCGCUCGGAACAUGGAACGCUAGCACGCAGGCCUUUGAUGGUGGACAGUUGAUACCGUGGCCGACAGCAAGCGGGAUGUCGCCUGUGGCACCGACAAAUUGA
This is a messenger RNA of Aspergillus costaricaensis CBS 115574, 2067 nucleotides long. RefSeq lists its product as uncharacterized. Lineage: Eukaryota; Fungi; Ascomycota; Eurotiomycetes; Eurotiales; Aspergillaceae. Gene Ontology annotation, biological process: regulation of DNA-templated transcription. Gene Ontology annotation, molecular function: zinc ion binding; DNA-binding transcription factor activity, RNA polymerase II-specific. The record is from RefSeq and is a predicted model, not a curated record. The transcript has 3 exons. The coding region runs from base 1 to 2067 and encodes 688 amino acids.